This is a messenger RNA of Vicia villosa (hairy vetch), 1274 nucleotides long. RefSeq names its product probable carboxylesterase 15. The transcript has 2 exons. NCBI's taxonomy places the organism in Eukaryota, Viridiplantae, Streptophyta, Magnoliopsida, Fabales, Fabaceae. Bases 76 to 1074 code for a protein of 332 amino acids. The record is from RefSeq and is a predicted model, not a curated record. Gene Ontology annotation, molecular function: hydrolase activity.
CCCUCGUAGCGUCUCAUCGAUAAUUUCAAAUUUGCAUUUGCAAUUCAAACACUCAGAAGGCAAUAAUCAUUCAUAAUGGGUUCCCUUCCACACGUAGUAGAAGACUGCAUGGGCUUCCUCAAGCUCUACAGCGACGGUUCCGUUCACCGUUCAAACAAUUUCAAAUUCCAUGUUUCCCAAAUCCAAGACAACACGGUAUCCUUCAAAGACUGCGUCUUCGACAAAAAAUUCAACCUCUCUCUUCGCCUUUACAAACCCAACACCAACAACAACAACAGUAAUAACAAAAACAAGCUUCCUAUGAUUAUGUUCCUUCACGGAGGAGGAUUCUGUUUCGGCUCACGCACGUGGCCGCAUAUGCAUAACUGUUGUGUACGUCUUGCCACUGGACUCCAAGCGAUGGUUGUCGCGCCGGACUAUCGUCUCGCGCCAGAGCACCGUCUUCCGGCGGCGGUUGAUGACGCUGUUGAGGCGGUGAGGUGGAUUCAGAGGCAAGGGUUGAGCUUAAAAGAGGAGGAGAAUAAUUGUGGAGAGGCGUGGUUGAGGGAUAACGUUGACUUUGACCGUGUGUUUAUAGUGGGUGACUCUUCUGGCGGGAACAUUGCGCAUCAGCUAGCGGUUCGGUUUGGGUCGGAUCGAACCGCUAUUGAACCGGUUCGGAUAAGAGGUUAUGUUCUGUUGGCGCCGUUUUUUGGCGGGGAGGUAAGAACCGAGUCUGAGGAAGGUCCUGCUGAACAAACGUUGAAUCUUGACUUGCUUGACAGAUUUUGGAGGCUAUCUAUGCCUGUUGGAGAGACCAGCAGAGAUAAUCCAUUGGCUAAUCCAUUUGGACCUAAUAGUCCAAAUCUUGAAAAAAUGAAGCUUGAUUCUAUUUUGGUGAUAGUUGGUGGAAAUGAAUUGCUUAAAGAUAGGGCUGCAAACUAUGCUACAAAAUUGAAAGGAAUGGGAAAAGACAUUAAAUACAUUGAAUUUGAAGGGUGUGAACAUGGAUUUUUCACACAUGAUUCAUAUUCAGAAAUUGCAAAAGAAGUUAUCCAUAUCCUUAAACGAUUCAUGCUUAAAUCAUCUACUUAGGAGACUAAUUAAUUAUUAAAGUUUAUAAAUUUUUAGUCUAUGUAUUAAAGUAGUUUGUGAGGUUGAAUUUUGUCAUUAUUUGAGUGGAGUAGUUUGUACUUUGUAGAUGGCAGUUAAUUACCCUUUAAAGUAAUUUGUGGUAUAUAUUUGUCAAUUUGUGGUAUAUAUUUGUCAAUUGUGUAAGUUCUUUUAAUUAGUUU